CCCAUUUAUUCUAUCUCCGGAAGGUUGUGUGUCGUCAUCAGUCAGCGUCUGGUGAGGGUGGGAGAGAAGUUUGAUCAGUUGAGCGAAUAUGGCACCAUCACCCACAAAAAAAAAGGAUCGCUCAGACGACAAGGUGAAGGAGCGGGGUACCAAGGUGGGGGUGAAGGAGGGAGGGGAGAAGGACCGUGGCAGAGAGAAAGGACACAAGCGGCGCAGUGCUUCAACUGGGAGCAGCAGCAGGUCUCGCUCCAGCUCCAGCUCCAGUUCCAGUUCAGGUUCCAGCUCUGGCUCCUCCAGUGGCUCAAGCUCCUCAUCUGCAUCCAGCCGCUCCGGCUCCUCCAGCAGUUCGCACAGCUCCAGCUCCAGUAGCACCUCGGUCUCCCCCAGCCGCCGGCGCCGUGACAACCGGCGCAGCUCCCGCUCCAAAUCCAAAUCCCUGAAGAGAGAGGAGAAAGAGAGGAAGAGGAGGAGUCCAAGCCCCAGGCCCUCCAAGGUUCACGUUGGCCGGCUUACGAGAAAUGUCACCAAAGAGCACAUCAUGGAGAUUUUCUCGACUUAUGGGAAGAUAAAGAUGAUUGACAUGCCUGUAAAUAAACUCCAUCCCCACCUGUCAAAGGGUUACGCCUAUGUUGAAUUUGAGACCCCAGAUGAAGCAGAGAAGGCACUCAAACACAUGGAUGGAGGUCAGAUAGAUGGUCAGGAGAUCACAGCGUCGGCAGUGUUGACCCCCCGGCCUAGACCACCCCCUCGUAGACUGACCCCCCCGCGUAGGAUGCCUCCCCCGCCCCCCAUGUGGCGCCGCACCCCACCGCGCAUGAGAAGGAGGUCUCGCUCCCCACGCCGCAGGUCUCCUGUACGCCGGCGCUCUCGCUCCAGAUCCCCGGGCCGCCGACGCCACCGCAGCCGCUCCAGCUCCAACUCCUCCCGUUAGCGUCACCAGUGCCCUCCGGAACAGUUUAAAUCUACAGGAAAAGAGGGAAUCCUUCUGAUCCCAGAGGGUGUCCCAGUGAUUUCUGAGUCACGAUUAGGAGAGACAGAUUUUGGGAAACAAAGCGUGAAGACUUCAUGCCACACCAUGUUCUCAUACAUCCUGGACAUGCCGUCUGCUCAUUUCUGAUAAGUUUUUUUUGUUGUAUUUUUUUUCUGUAGUAAAUGAAUAGUGCUAAUGUAUUGCCCCCAUACCACCCCCUUCAAAUGAACUCAACUAAUCUUCAGGCAGUACGUAAAUGACCCAUUACACGUCUAUUCUUUAGGCAGUGAAAGCGUUGAGAGAAAAAAAGACAAUGUUGCUGCCUUCUGUCAUUAGUCAUUAGUAUAAAGGUCAUUAGUAUAAAAUGUGUUUAAAGUACUUUGUUAUACAAGUAGAAAGGUGGUGUCUGCUAGUUACUGAUUUCAUGUAAAGGGUUCAUUUUGUUUUUAAUAAGGCUCUUUCUGCCAUUAGAAGCUGGGCAUAUUUACCUGGUUAAAAAAAAAAAAAGUUUGUUUUUUAAUUUUUCUUAAUAAACUUUGAAAGUCUCACGA
Messenger RNA from Polyodon spathula (Mississippi paddlefish), 1521 nucleotides. RefSeq names its product RNA-binding protein with serine-rich domain 1-like. NCBI's taxonomy places the organism in Eukaryota, Metazoa, Chordata, Actinopteri, Acipenseriformes, Polyodontidae. The coding region runs from base 89 to 931 and encodes 280 amino acids. Gene Ontology annotation, molecular function: RNA binding. The transcript has 7 exons. Gene Ontology annotation, biological process: mRNA splicing, via spliceosome. The record is from RefSeq and is a predicted model, not a curated record. Gene Ontology annotation, cellular component: ASAP complex; cytoplasm; nucleoplasm.